Molecule: messenger RNA, 2097 nt
Organism: Syzygium oleosum
Lineage: Eukaryota; Viridiplantae; Streptophyta; Magnoliopsida; Myrtales; Myrtaceae
Product: transcription repressor KAN1
Exons: 6
Coding region: 475-1827 (450 amino acids)
Biological process (GO): regulation of DNA-templated transcription; abaxial cell fate specification
Cellular component (GO): nucleus
Molecular function (GO): transcription cis-regulatory region binding
Source: RefSeq, a predicted model, not a curated record
GAACUUUACGGACUUCUUAUUUUAUACAUUGUUUUGUUCUUGUCCAUUACUUUGCUAACAAGCACAUGCAUCAAUAUCAGUCUCUUCUCCAGCCAUUUCUCUCUUCCUGAUCUCACUCUCUCUCUCUCUCUCUCUUUCUUUGAGCAUGUCUGUUGAAGAAAGUGAAAAGCGAUGAAUUAUAUCUCGCUUUUUUACUUCAUCACAUCUCUCUCCCCUCUUGUGUUCUUGCUCUCCAACUGUUGUGGGCGCUAGAUUUAAGGUUCUUGCUCCCUUUGAGCUUUUUUCUCUGCAUAUCCUUUCAUAUCUCACACAACCUGAGAAAAAGAAAAAGGAAAGAAGCAAAAGACUAGAGAUCCGCUUACAAGAUUUGAGCCUUUUAUGCAUGCUCAAUUCUAGUUUCUUUAUUGUCAAGUCUCGUUGAGAAAAAGCAAGUAGCUGGAGAGGAGAAAUCCAAACCUAGCUUGAGGGAAAAAGAUGCCCUUGGAAGGGGUUUUCAUUGAGCAUUCUUCAAGCCCAGUUCCUGAUCUUUCUUUACACAUAAGCCUGCCUAGCGCUAGCACUUCCUCUGCGUCAAUCUGCCACGGCAUCAAUGGAAGAGACGAAAGAUUCGAUCUUUUGAGCAAAGGCAAAGCCCUCAGAUCGAGGGGCAACUGUUCGGCGCGGGUCGACUCGCAUGCCCACACCGAGCUUUCUCUAGCACACCCAGCGAAUGCCACCGUCGGCAACGAGAACUGGUGUCGGAUGAAUUUCUCGGUAGAAGCUAAAGAUGUGCUCCCGAAUAGCCCUUACCAAAAGGGUCAUAAUAGCGGGGUUUCUCCGGUCGAUGUGAUGGACAGCACCAGGCCGAUCAAAGGGAUCCCGGUCUAUCAGAACCGUUCUUUCCCGUUCUUGCCCAUGGAGAGCGCGAGAGAGAAGGAUCCCAAGUUUUGCCUCCCACAAAUGCCUUAUUCCUCUUGGUCACCAUCCAUUUCACCUUCGUCAUCGUGUUCCUCCACAGCGUUCCACUCGCCGGCGCCUUACCUUGGUAGAAGCUUAAAUCCUUUCUCAAUCUUAAAUUCUGGAACGCCCGAUGCAUCGUCAUCAGGAUAUCAAAUACCAGGGACGGCAAGAUUUGGGGGUUUGUCAGCUUACCAAUUGCACCAGUAUCAUCACCACCACCAUCAUCACGGUCAGUACGCAGUCAUCGGGUCAUCUGAGGCCUCACAUGGCAUGAUGAGAUCGAGGUUUGUGCCGAAGCUCCCGGUGAAGAGGAGCAUGAGGGCCCCGAGGAUGCGGUGGACGAGCAUGCUCCACGCCAAAUUCGUUCAUGCCGUCGAGCUCCUAGGAGGCCAUGAAAGAGCUACUCCGAAGUCAGUUCUUGAGCUCAUGGCUGUCAAAGAUCUCACCCUUGCUCAUGUCAAGAGCCAUUUGCAGAUGUACCGAACUGUUAAGACGACUGACAAACCUGCAGCUUCCUCAGGCCAAUCGGAUGGGUCCGGAGAUGAGGAUGUUUCACCGAUGUGUAACGCGAGUGACCACAGCUUGCGCCGAGUCGCCGAUCAAAGGAAGAUACUAGAUGGAUCUGCGCAUCCUGACAUGGAUCCUCCUUCCAGUACCCCUCUAUGGAGUAACUCGUCAAGCAGUAGAUCAGAGGUGUGCCCGCAGGUGAUUCCAACUGAUGAUGGGAAUGGACUCAGACAGCCACCAUUCCACUCAGAUCGAAGAAAUCUCCACAUUGAGGGGUCUGAUACGAUGGAGAGAUUAUUGCAAGCUGCACGGAGUUCUCGGAACCCAAGUUUAGAGUUUACAUUAGGAAGACCAGAUUGGCAAGGCAAGGAAGAUGACUGAAGUGUUUACACUCAUUAGAGUCUGAAUAACAGAUAAAAAAAGUUAAUGGUCUUGAUAUCAGAUCAUGAGAAGAUGACGUUGUGAUUGUUGGGGAUGAGCUUGGAAUGUCACCUUUGGUAGGCAUAAAGCAUUGCCUGUGAAAUGGUCGAAUUUAUUGAUCGAUGUAGCCAUUCUUCUGUUUUGAAUUGUUCAGUUUGUUAGUUUUGAGAGAUUGUAGGAUCAAAAGACUAGCCAACUUCUAACUAUAAAAACAUCCUCUUUGUUUUUCCA